Molecule: messenger RNA, 846 nt
Organism: Contarinia nasturtii (swede midge)
Lineage: Eukaryota; Metazoa; Arthropoda; Insecta; Diptera; Cecidomyiidae
Product: flavin reductase (NADPH)
Exons: 2
Coding region: 110-718 (202 amino acids)
Source: RefSeq, a predicted model, not a curated record
GAUAAAGAAGAGUGCGUUUCAUUUGAUAAGAUUUGGUUUGCACUCGAGAACAUUCGAUAAUUGAAGAAAAAUAAAUCACUAUUACUUACUUUAUUAUCUAUCUGAAAAAAUGGUGAACAAAGUUGCAAUUUUCGGCGGAACUGGUAUGACUGGCAAAUGCGUUGUUGAAUAUGCAUUGCAAAAAGGUCUUUCGGUUCGUUUGUUGUAUCGCACCGAAGAAACCGUCGAACCAUUCAAAGGCCGUGAAAAAGUUGAACUUGUCAAAGGUGAUGUUACCAAUCCACAAGAUGUGGAAAAUACCUUGAAUGGAACCGAUGGUGUAGUUGUUACACUUGGAACGCGUAACAAAUUGGAUCCAACAACUGUUAUGUCUACCGGACUUACGAAUAUCAUAAACGCAAUGGAAAAAGUAAAUUUACGCAAAAUUUCUGUGUGUCUAUCAUCAUUUUUAUUUUGGGAUCAGGCUAAAGUUCCCAAACAAUUUGAACAUUUGAAUGCUGAACAUAAGCGCAUGUUGGAUAUCUUAAAAGCUACAUCACUGGAUUUUAUUGCCAUUUUGCCGCCACAUAUCGCCGAUGAACCAUCAUCUGAGCACAAAAUUCUUCACGAUGAAUCCCCCGGUCGUGUAAUUUCCAAAUUGGAUUUGGCCAAAUUUUUCGUUGAUUCGUUGGAUCAAACUGAACACUAUGGCAAAGUUUGUGGCAUCGCUAAAGUUUAAUAGACCUUCAGAAAAAUAAUAAUACAUAGAAUCAUUGUUUUGUUUUAUUUUGGUACAUUGAGUUGCUUCCGUUUGUUUUUUUAUAUACAAUUUUUCAAAAUAAAUUGUUGGUGAUGAGCUUGAAUUGA